Molecule: messenger RNA, 3172 nt
Organism: Fundulus heteroclitus (mummichog)
Lineage: Eukaryota; Metazoa; Chordata; Actinopteri; Cyprinodontiformes; Fundulidae
Product: nuclear factor 7, brain-like
Exons: 2
Coding region: 312-1697 (461 amino acids)
Molecular function (GO): zinc ion binding; protein binding
Source: RefSeq, a predicted model, not a curated record
UCUAAAACAAAAAGCUGUACUGAUGUUUUUCUGAAUCAGCAGAUACACAGAACGUCCUCUAGAGGGCGCCACAUAUCUGACUGGUUACAACAGGAACCCUUUAGAAAAACAGGAAACAGUUCAGAAAGUGUCAGAGAUUAAUGGAGAAUCCACCGUGAGGAUCACCUUCAUCAUCACCUUCAUCAGCUACUCAGGGCAGACUAACAGUGAACGAGGAGAACAGAGAGAGCUGAGGAACCGAGACGCUGAAACACAGACUGCUGCAGGUGGAAAGACAAGAAAACCAAAGUGAAACUUCACUCAGAGACUAAAUGGCUGCCAGAUUAGAGGAGGAUCUCUGCUGUCCGGUCUGUCAGGACAUCUUUAAGGAUCCGGUUCUUCUGUCAUGUAGCCACAGCUUCUGUAAGGAGUGUCUGAAGAACUGGUGGAGAGAGAAAGCAGCACAAGAGUGUCCAGUUUGUAGGAAAAGAUCUUCAAGGGGUCCUCCACCCUGUAACCUGGUUCUGAAGAACCUGUGUGAGACCUUCCUACAGCAGAGAGACCAGAGAACUUCAGAGGAUCUCUGCAGUCUGCACUCUGAGAAACUCAAACUCUUCUGUCUGGACCAUCAGCAGCCAGCGUGUCUCGUCUGCAGAGAUUCAAAAAAACACACCAACCACAGAUUCAGACCCAUUGAUGAAGCUGCUGAGGAUCACAAGAAGAACCUUCAGGAAACUCUGGAACCUUUAAAGGAGAACCUGGAGCUCAGGAAGAAAGUUCUAGAGGAGUUUGAUCAGACAGCAGAACACAUGAAGGUCCAGGCCCGACACACAGAGAGGCUGAUUAAGGAGCAGUUUAAGAAGCUUCAUCAGUUUCUAGCAGAGGAAGAGGAGGCCAGGCUGGCUGCACUGAGGGAGGAAGAGGAGCAGAAGAGUGGGAUGAUGAAGGAGAAGAUGGAGGCUCUGAGCAGAGAGAUAGCAGCUCUUUCAGACACAGUCAGAGCCACAGAGGAGGAGCUGAGAGCUGAAGACGUCUCAUUCCUGCACAACUACAAGGCUGCAGUGGAAAGAGUCCAGCGCUGCCCCCUGCUGGAGGAUCCACAGCUGCCCUCAGGAGCUCUGAUAGACCAGGCCAAACAUCUGGGCAACCUGGCCUUCAACAUCUGGAGCAACAUGGAGAACAUGGUCUCCUACACUCCUCCCAUCCUGGACCCAAACACUGCUCAUCCUAAACUCAUCCUGUCUGAAGAUCUGACCAGUUUGACUUUUGGAGAGAAACAGCAGCUUCCUGAUAAUCCAGAGAGGUUUGGGUCACGGUGUUCUGUCCUGAGUUCUGAGGGCUUCAACUCAGGGAACCACAGCUGGGAUGUUGAUGUUAGAGGCAGUGUAUUCUGGAUGCUUGGUGUGAUAGCAGAGUCUGUCCAGAGGAAGGGAGACAUAAAGUCUGGAUGGUCGUGUCUAUGGUUGUAUAAAGGUAAAUACUCAGCAUGGUCUCCUCCAUCUCCUCUCAUGCAUCUCUCAGUCCAGAAGAAGCUCCAGAGGAUCAGAGUGAAUCUGGACUGGGACAGAGGAAAGCUGUCCUUCUCUGAUCUGGACACUAACUCACACAUACACACCUUCACACGCACCUUCACUGACAAGAUGCUUCCAUUCUUCUACAUUGUGGGUAAAGUAAAAAUCCUACCGAUGAAGAUCUCAGUGAGCAAACAGCAGCUCUGAUGUUCUCAGCACGAAGAACACAAAGUCCAGAUGAAACCUUGAUGAUCUCAUUGAAACUCAGUGAUUUUAAACAGAAUCUUGGAGCUUUUUAUUCUGAAUUACUUUGAAUUUAAAGUUAGUUCUUGGGUUACUUUAUAUUUUGGGUUAUUAAUCAGAUUUAUUUGUACGUUAAUAAUUAUUGAAAUGUUUAGUAAAAUUCACUGGAUUUUAUUUAGGGGAUUUAAGGGGAAGGGGUCUGAAUGUAAAUGCACGCCACACUUUUCAGAUAUUUACUUUUACAUUUUUGUUUUGCUCCACUUAAUAAAAUCUCAGCAGAUUUAUUGAAGUUUGAGUUUUUAAUGCUGCAAAAUGUGGAAAAGUUAAAGGAGGAUGAAGCUGAAGCUGGGUAGUUUUUAUAGAUAAAGUCAAAUUAAUGAGAUAAAUUUAAAAGUUCCCUAACAAAAUGGAAAUGAUUGGUUCAAAGCCAUGUCUCGUGUAAAUGAGCAAGUAGCUUUAUUCUUUAAUAUAAUAUUCAACAACAAAUAAAAUCUCUUUUAGCAUUUAAACAUCCCAUUGAUGCACACUUGAUACGCACCAGGAUCACCUUCUUGUUAUCUAGAUGCAUAUUCUCAUUAUUUGGACUUUUUCCUCAAUAUUUCAACUUUAUUCUGUUAUAAAAAGAAAAACAACCACCAGUUAUUCCCUCUGAGUCAACCUGAAACUCCUUCAUGGCAAAUUUUAACUACAUUUUAACAAAUCAGACAACACUAAACAAUCUAACAGCCCACAUAAAGGGAGAGUUUCUGUGUAUUUUUAUUCAUCUUAAUUUGGAGUAUUUAAGACAAAAAGUUCAGCUUCUCUGAUAGUUUUAAGGUAAAUUGAGCCAAAUCAGACGAACUAACAGAGCUAAACUUCAGAGAUCUUUAAUUGGACUAAAUCCAGUCAGGACAUGUGGAUUCAGUGGCACCUCAGGAUUUUUAAUGGGGGGAUUUAAAUGUUAGGGUGGCGGUUUUAUUAUUGUCAUAUAAGAGGAAACAAACACCAAACCUAUCACAGACUAUUUGUCUUUUUUUGUCAGUUUGUUUUCACAAAUUUAAUUUCUAACAGACAGGAAAUGAGAAUAUUACAUUUAAAAUGUUUUAUGAGAAUUUAUUCAGUUUAAUUCAUUUUUGAAGGUUUAACUGAAAUAUUAAGCAAUACUAAAUGUUGAUAUGAUGUAAAUUCUGUUUACUAAAAAAUAAAAGUUUUGGCAAUUAUUUUGUGCUUAACAUUAUCAAUGUGUGUGUGUUGCAAUACGCUACUUUAAAUAUUUUUAUUUUUGCACAUAACGGUGAUUAUUCUAAGAAAAAUACAUGGAAUUAAUUAAAUAUUUUAAAUGUUGGCACGCUGUAAUUUUGAUUAAACCUUUAAUUUAAUUAACAUCCACUGUAACCAGAACAAUGCAAAAAUCCUCCAGAACACAUUUGUUCAGGAUUUUAACUGUUAGUUAAACUGUU